AUGCUUACUGUAAGAAAAUGCUUUGUGAAGAAACAGCUCAGUGGUCAGAUAUUUGAUAGUUUGCCGCUUGUUUAUGUGAGCAGCGUGUCAGAUGAUUUAUGUACCCUACUGAAUCCUAACAACCGCAUUCCACGUAGCCAAUAUUAUUCCCAGUUAGCGGCCUCGUCAGAGUUCCGACUCCAGGAAAUGCCUCAGGUUAGCCCUUGCGGUGAGAUCCAGGAUUGCCCUGUAGCUCAAUUUAAAGUCGAGAGGCGCUGGGCUCCGCCUCCCCCGCCCUUGCGCUCUGCGCAGGCGUUUUUCCUCCCGCCGCGGUUCUGCGAUUCUGCGCCCCGCCCCUGUUCAGAUCCCUCUAGGGCCGCCUUCCCUCGCCCUCAACCCUGUCGCAUCAUUGACGUCAAGGACCGCGUCGGCUCUCAUUGGUCCAUUUCAAUAGUCGCGGGCUACUUGAACUGCAAGAACAGCCACGGUACCGGCGGGCUGCUAGCUACUUCUCUGGGCGUCCUGUUCCCUUCGCCUCCGGCCGUGUCUACCUCCAUCCGUGGCCACCUCCUUGAUCCAGCACGGGCCCGAGCCGGCAACCCAGACAAGGCGGUGCCUGUCCAUCAGCCGCGGGCUCAGGCCGGCCUGGCGGUCCUGAAGUCCGGGAACCCGCGUUGUUCGGCGCCGCAGCAGAGGCUGAAGACGCGGCGGGUUGCACCUCUUAAAGAUCUUCCUGUCAACGAUGAAAACGUUGCUACUCUACCACCUUGGAAAGCAAACAGUAAACAGCCUGCAUUCACCAUUCAUGUGGAUGAAGCAGAGGAUGACACUCAGAAGAGGCCAUCUGAAUCAAAAAAACCAGAGUGUGAAGAUGUCCUGGCUUUUAAUACAGCUGUUGCUUUACCGGGACCAAGAAAACCACUGGUACCUCUUGAUUAUCCAAUGGAUGGUAGUUUUGAUUCACCACAUACUAUGGACAUGUCGAUUGUAUUAGAAGAGGAAAAGCCAGUGAGUGUUAAUGAAGUACCAGACUACCAUGAAGAUAUUCAUACAUACCUUAGGGAGAUGGAGGUGAAAUGUAAACCUAAAGUGGGUUACAUGAAGAAGCAGCCGGACAUCACUAACAGUAUGAGGGCUAUCCUCGUGGACUGGUUAGUUGAAGUGGGAGAGGAAUAUAAACUGCAGAAUGAGACCCUGCAUUUGGCUGUGAACUACAUUGAUAGGUUCCUCUCUUCAAUGUCUGUGCUAAGAGGAAAGCUUCAGCUUGUGGGCACUGCAGCUAUGCUGCUAGCCUCAAAGUUUGAAGAAAUCUAUCCCCCAGAAGUAGCAGAGUUUGUGUACAUUACAGAUGAUACUUAUACGAAGAAACAAGUUCUGAGAAUGGAACAUUUAGUUUUGAAAGUCCUUGCUUUUGACUUAGCUGCACCAACAGUAAAUCAGUUUCUUACCCAGUACUUUCUGCAUCAGCAGCCUGCAAACUACAAAGUUGAAAGCUUAGCAAUGUUUUUGGGAGAAUUAAGUUUGAUAGAUGCUGACCCAUACCUAAAGUAUUUGCCAUCAGUUAUCGCUGGAGCAGCCUUUCAUUUAGCACUCUACACAGUUACAGGACAAAGCUGGCCUGAAUCAUUAGUUCGAAAGACUGGAUAUACCCUGGAAAGUCUUAAGCCUUGUCUUAUGGACCUUCACCAGACCUACCUCAAAGCACCACAGCAUGCACAACAGUCAAUAAGAGAAAAGUACAAAAAUUCAAAGUAUCAUGGUGUUUCUCUCCUCAAUCCCCCAGAGACACUAAAUGUGUGACAGUGAAAGACUGCCCUUGUUCAGUCACUCGGAACACAUGGUGUACAGUUUUUACCUUAGGUUUUAAUUUCACAAGCAUUCUGAACAUAAGAAGUUCCGGCCAAGGACAAAUUAUGGUAUCUAUUCUUUUUUAAAUGGUUUUAAUUUGUAUAUCUUUUGUACAUGUACCUUAGAUAUCUGGCUAAUUUUAAGUGGUUUUGUUAAAAGUAUUAACGAUGGCAGCUGUCAGGAUAAGAAUUAAUAAACUGAUUUGGAAAUCUUGAUUUCUGUAAGUCAGAUUUACUUUGUGAUGAAACUAUGACGUAUUUCCCUUAGAAAAGUUAACUUGGCUUACAGUUUACUGUACAAUGAAAAAUGUUAUGUGCAACCUGUUAAAGUUUUGAGGUUACACAUGGGUUGGAAAGCUUUGUAAAAAUUAAAAAAUUUCCUAAAAUGUUCUUUUUAAAGCUCAAUAUUUAAAAAUCCCCAAAGACUCACUACAGUGGAAUUG
This is a messenger RNA of Fukomys damarensis (Damara mole-rat), 2269 nucleotides long. It is a transcript of the gene Ccna2, whose product is annotated as cyclin A2. The coding region runs from base 1 to 1779 and encodes 592 amino acids. The record is from RefSeq and is a predicted model, not a curated record. Gene Ontology annotation, cellular component: cytoplasm; cyclin A2-CDK2 complex; nucleus. Lineage: Eukaryota; Metazoa; Chordata; Mammalia; Rodentia; Bathyergidae. Gene Ontology annotation, biological process: regulation of cyclin-dependent protein serine/threonine kinase activity; mitotic cell cycle phase transition. Gene Ontology annotation, molecular function: cyclin-dependent protein serine/threonine kinase regulator activity. The transcript is spliced from 10 exons.